This is a messenger RNA of Vicia villosa (hairy vetch), 1356 nucleotides long. RefSeq lists its product as uncharacterized. The coding region runs from base 310 to 1104 and encodes 264 amino acids. The transcript is spliced from 3 exons. The record is from RefSeq and is a predicted model, not a curated record. NCBI's taxonomy places the organism in Eukaryota, Viridiplantae, Streptophyta, Magnoliopsida, Fabales, Fabaceae.
AUAAUGUAAACGUAUAUGCUUUGUCAUAGCACAAUAGCAUUAGCUUUAUCUUCAUCACUCAUAAUAACAUCACAAACAUAAACUUAUGGUGCUAAUUAACAAUAGCCUUUGUGAUAUACUUCUUAGUACUAAAUCUCACACGGUGGAAGGGAAUAUUUAGCCUUUAAGCAACCUUUGCUCCAAGCAAUUCUAGAAUUACUCUUCCUUCUUUUUCAUAUUCAUUCCAUUUUAACUAAAAUUUCCAUUCCCUCUUCUUCUUCUUCUUUUCUCUCUUAGAAACUCUCUCUCUUUCUCUCAAGGUCAUAGAGAAUGGCAGUUACACAUGCCGACCUUGAACCGAAAAGAAGCAAAACAGAUUUGAGUAGCAAGACAGCAGCUUUUCUUAUGGUUGUCACAAUUCUAUUAGGCUUAUUAUGUUUCAUCUUAUGUCUCAUAGCCGAAGCCACGCGUUCUGAGGUGACGUGGAUGAAUAGAGACGGAAAAGAAAACGGGAAUAAAUCCGAAUGUGUUUACAAUAGUAAUGGCAAAGUUCCUUUGUUAUGCGCUGCUGCUGCUUUUGUUGGAUUAGCAAUUGCUUUGGUUAUGGAACAUACUUACAUGUUAAUAGCAGUCAGUAAAUCAUCACCUUCUUUACUGAAUUGGGAUCCUGAUUCUCCUUCUACUAAAUCCUUAACAUGGUUGGCUGGUUUUUUCUUCAUCGCAACUUGGAUUUGCUUUGCGGUUGCGGAGGUUUUACUAUUAGCAGGACUAAGCGUAGAAUCAGGCCAUUUAAAAAACUGGACUAAGCCAAGAACAGGCUGCUACACCAUAAGAGAAGGUUUGUUCUCAGCUGCUGGAGUGUUUGGUUUAACAACAGUCUUCUUAGCUGCUGGUUUAUACCUAACAGCGCUUCGCGCACAAAGAAUGUCGGAAGAGAUAGCAAGUGUUAGAAGAGAGGUUCUAGAAGCUUCUACCUUCUAUGCUUCUCCACCAAGAUCACCUCAAAGGCUUAAUAAUAUCACAACUGUUGCAAGAGAGAAUCCAACAAUAAUGGAGACUCAAAAUGAUGAGUUAUUAUUGUCUGUGUUUCCAACUCCUUUUAACAAAAGUUAUAACUUUGUGUGAAUUUAAAGAGAGUAUAGGUUGAUUUGAUCCUUUGGUUUGGUCAAAUGGGACAAGUUUUUAAGGUACAUGGAGAGUGGAGUGUGUGACAAAGUUACAUUUACAGCUUUACACUAACUAUAGAGAAAACAAAUCAUUGGAUUGUGUAUAUAUAUAACAUGUGAUUAUGAAUCUAAUUCAUUCACUGAAUAUGAACACUUUGAACUUUUCUUUUGACUAAUUGACUAGCUUUUGUGGACUGAAAUUGUUUACUUC